AUGAAUUACAAUAAAUUUAAUAAUUCAUCAUCUGAGAUUUCUCUAAAUUUCAAUAAUUCAACAUCAUCAAAAAAUAAUUAUUUUCAUCCUUCAUCAUCAAAUAGCAAAAGUACUUUGAAUUCAUUAGAAAUUGCAUCAGAUGAAGAUUAUAAUUAUUAUUUUUUAUCACUACGUCCAGAAUUUGAUGAAAAUUCGGCAAACGAUGAUCAAAAGCCGAUUUUAAGUUCUUCUUCAGAAAAUAACGAAUUUGUUCCUCGUAAAAAACAAACUAUAUCAGGUUUUUUAAAAUAUUGCAAAAAAAAAACAAUAAAUCGAUAUUAUCGUAUCAUCAACUGGGAACCCAAAAAAUUUCAUAUUUUUCGGUCAAAAUCA
Cotesia congregata is the source of this 372-nucleotide messenger RNA. NCBI's taxonomy places the organism in Eukaryota, Metazoa, Arthropoda, Insecta, Hymenoptera, Braconidae. The record is from the annotation of a GenBank genome assembly.